Echinops telfairi (small Madagascar hedgehog) is the source of this 1302-nucleotide messenger RNA. It is a transcript of the gene PSMD4, whose product is annotated as proteasome 26S subunit ubiquitin receptor, non-ATPase 4. NCBI's taxonomy places the organism in Eukaryota, Metazoa, Chordata, Mammalia, Afrosoricida, Tenrecidae. The record is from RefSeq and is a predicted model, not a curated record. The coding region runs from base 46 to 1188 and encodes 380 amino acids. Gene Ontology annotation, cellular component: proteasome regulatory particle, base subcomplex; nucleus; cytosol. Gene Ontology annotation, molecular function: polyubiquitin modification-dependent protein binding. Gene Ontology annotation, biological process: proteasome-mediated ubiquitin-dependent protein catabolic process. The transcript is spliced from 10 exons.
UUGGACUGUCCCAGAGACCCGGUCCGGGAGGGAGACGGUGGCAAGAUGGUGUUGGAAAGCACUAUGGUCUGUGUGGAUAACAGUGAGUAUAUGCGGAAUGGGGACUUCUUGCCCACCCGGCUACAGGCCCAACAGGAUGCUGUCAACAUCGUGUGUCACUCCAAGACCCGCAGCAACCCUGAGAACAACGUGGGCCUCAUCACAUUAGCCAAUGACUGUGAAGUGCUGACCACACUCACCCCUGACACUGGCCGCAUCCUGUCCAAGCUCCACACUGUUCAACCCAAGGGCAAGAUCACCUUCUGCACCGGCAUCCGAGUGGCCCACCUGGCUCUGAAGCACCGGCAGGGCAAGAAUCACAAGAUGCGCAUCAUCGCCUUUGUGGGAAGCCCCGUGGAAGACAACGAGAAGGAUCUGGUGAAACUGGCCAAGCGCCUCAAGAAGGAGAAAGUAAAUGUGGACAUUAUCAAUUUUGGGGAAGAGGAGGUGAACACAGACAAGCUGACGGCCUUUGUAAACACACUCAAUGGCAAAGAUGGGACCGGUUCUCACCUGGUGACAGUGCCUCCUGGGCCCAGUUUGGCUGAUGCACUCAUCAGUUCUCCCAUUCUGGCUGGAGAAGGCGGCGCCAUGCUGGGUCUGGGUGCCAGCGACUUUGAGUUUGGAGUAGAUCCCAGUGCUGAUCCUGAGCUGGCCCUGGCCCUCCGUGUUUCUAUGGAAGAGCAGCGGCAGCGGCAGGAGGAGGAGGCCAGGCGGGCAGCUGCGGCCUCUGCAGCCGAAGCUGGGAUUGCUUCCUCUGGGACCGAAGGUGAAAGAGACUCGGACGAUGCCCUGCUGAAGAUGACCAUCAGCCAGCAGGAGUUUGGUCGCGCGGGCCUCCCUGACCUAAGCAGCAUGACUGAGGAAGAGCAGAUCGCGUAUGCCAUGCAGAUGUCCCUGCAGGGAGCAGAGUUUGGCCAGGCAGAAUCAGCUGACAUCGAUGCCAGCUCCGCCAUGGACACGUCGGAGCCUGCUAAGGAGGAAGAUGACUAUGACGUGAUGCAGGACCCUGAGUUCCUUCAGAGCGUCUUGGAGAACCUUCCAGGUGUGGACCCCAACAAUGAGGCCAUUCGAAAUGCCAUGGGCUCCCUGGCUUCCCAGGCCACCAAGGACGGGAAGAAGGACAAGAAGGAGGAGGACAAGAAGUGAGGCUGGGCGAGGGGUGGCUGAGCUGGCUCAGGACUGUAGAGAGUGGGGCAGGAGGUAGGGCUAGUUACGCAAUCUGUAACUAUUGCAACUUAAAUAAAACUUGACAUCUUUUUC